GAGACGGGGAAAAAUCAAAAGAGGGAAAGCACAUUAGACCAUGCGAGCUAAAUUUGCGAUCGUUCAAAAUCAGGAUGUUAGAUUAAUGCAGAAGACCACUUCGAUCCACAGGGAAAGUUUUCAUCUCACGAGUUUGGAGCAGAGGGCCCGUGGGGCAACAUGGCCGAAGCAGGGGCGAGUAAAGGUGGAGACGAACCCGGGAAGUUGCCGGAGCAGGAAGAAGAAGAGGAAUCCCAGGUUUUACACGGAACCGGCCAUUGCAAAUGGUUCAAUGUGAGAAUGGGAUUCGGGUUCAUCUCCAUGAGCAACCGAGAGGGAAGCCCCUUGGAGUCUCCAGUUGAUGUCUUUGUACACCAAAGUAAGCUUUACAUGGAAGGAUUUAGAAGCCUAAAAGAAGGAGAACCUGUGGAAUUUACUUUUAAGAAAUCUUCCAAAGGCCUUGAAUCAAUACGGGUAACAGGCCCUGGUGGGAGCCCCUGUUUAGGAAGUGAACGACGACCCAAAGGGAAGACAGUACAAAAAAGAAAACCAAAGGGAGAUAGAUGCUACAACUGUGGCGGCCUCGACCACCACGCUAAAGAAUGUAGUCUACCUCCGCAGCCAAAGAAGUGCCAUUACUGUCAGAGCAUCAUGCACAUGGUGGCAAACUGCCCCCAUAAAACUGUCUCGCAGCAGCCCGCUAGUUCUCAGGGAAGACACGAAGCCGAACCGCAGCCUUCCACUUCUGCCUUCCUGAGAGAAGGGGGAGGAACGCACGGCUUCUCGUCUCCACCGUACUCUCAGGAAGGCAGGUCGGAGAUCUCGGAGCGCUCGGGCAGGUCACCGCAGGAAGUGUCGUCGAGUAAGUUGUCUGUGUCGCCUGAAGAACCAAACAGAAAGGGGCCUUCCGUUCAGAAAAGGAAAAAAACUUAAUGCAUUUUUCAUAAUGUUCCGUUUUCUUUACCCUCUUGGGAUGUCUACCUCAUGCAAGUACAGGGGAAAUAAUUCAUUAUCAGUAGCUGACCUGGAAUUUUAACUACUGUUGAGGAACUGUGAAUGUUUUGUUGUUGUUUUGUUUUUUUUUUCCCUUGAUAGACAAAUCACUCCAAACAAAAUACAUUUGAGCAGGGUGCAUUAUGUUUUACUUUCUGUGUGUAUGUGUGAGUGUGCAUGCGUGUGUGUGUAUGUGUUCAUGUCUAUAAAUAUAUAUGUUUCCAUCAGACAAUUCUCCAGAUCCCACCAGACAUUACUGUGAAGCAAAAGUCACAGUACCCAAUGUUCCUGAACUCAUUUCUAGAACCUGUUUCCAAACGUGUUCAGAAAGCAAACAAGAAAACCCAA
Onychostruthus taczanowskii (white-rumped snowfinch) is the source of this 1320-nucleotide messenger RNA. It is a transcript of the gene LIN28B, whose product is annotated as lin-28 homolog B. Gene Ontology annotation, molecular function: zinc ion binding; nucleic acid binding. The transcript has 4 exons. The record is from RefSeq and is a predicted model, not a curated record. Bases 160 to 912 code for a protein of 250 amino acids. NCBI's taxonomy places the organism in Eukaryota, Metazoa, Chordata, Aves, Passeriformes, Passeridae.